Molecule: messenger RNA, 2106 nt
Organism: Closterium sp. Naga37s-1
Lineage: Eukaryota; Viridiplantae; Streptophyta; Zygnematophyceae; Desmidiales; Closteriaceae
Source: the annotation of a GenBank genome assembly
AUGGAUCAUGACUCAGGCGAAGGGAAGCUGGAGAGUGCGCCAAAAUUCGACGGGAGCGACUAUUGGACUUGGAGCUUCCGAUUCGAACAAUGGGCAGAGGCGCACGAUCUAUGGGGGUACUUUGAUGAUGAGCUGAUUCGCUUGGUACGGGAGUUCGGCGGCAAGACCGAGUUGGGCAGUGCACCUGUUGAUGGCGGAGCAAGAGCGGUCACCCGAGUUCCUGCAGGCACAGCAGCGGCAUACACACGAGUGAAGGAGUUCUACCUUCAGCGUGGAUUGUGUAACCGGAUGGCACUCUCUGAGGAGCUCUCUUCCUUGAAGAUGAAAGAAGGGGAGGGGGUGGCUGCAUACUGGGCGCGUGCCGAGGACUUGAGGUCCAAGUACUUGGCUGCAGGAGGGAAGGAGGAGGUUGAGGAGUGGAUGAUGAGAGUAUUCAAAAGACUACCUCCUCACUUUGAUAUGCUGAAGGUGGUACAGAACAACCAAUCGUCAGCGCUCACUAAGGAUCAGCUCCUUACCUCUUUGAGGAGCGAGGAGAUGCGGAUUGGUGUCGCACCAAGAUCGGAUGGUGUAGCCACUUUUGGAGCGGGUACGAAAGUGGGCAGCAGCGGCAGGGGAAACUGGGACAAGGGAGGAAAGCAAGGACUCAGCGGUAGCAGCAGCGGCACCAACUCGGGCAGAUGGGGGGGUUGUGUAAUGGCUGUUGGGAUGAGGGACAUGCAUGGCAGCGAUGUUCUCACCGACCUAAAGGAGGAAUUCCGGCAUUCUUACAGAGGGGGGGGUCGUGGGUCCAACGGCAAGGCACAGGUGGCGGAUGAGGAGGAGCAGGAUGACAAGGCAGAGGUAGCGGUUGGAGAGGCAGUUGCAGCAGUAGGAGGGGAGCAGCCGCGAGAGGGGUGGUGGAUUGACAGUGGGGCCAGCCACAACUUUACUCCCUUUGCAUCAGACUUCACGAGUAAACUUGAGCCACCAGAGAUUCGGGGAGUUAGAGUGGGAGAUGGACGGGUGGUGAAAGCUGUUGGCAUGGGUGAGGUGCCAGUGGUUGGUGCUGGAGGUCAGCUGCUGAGGAUUCAAAAGGUCCACCUUGUACCUGAGAUGCACACACGUCUGCUGUCAGUCCCCCACCUCACCUCUCGGGAUGUCAUCGUCACAUUCCAGGGCAAGAGAUGUGUUAUCAAACGGGGAGAAAGGGUGUUGGCGAUUGGAGAAAAGGAGGGGGGAAGGGAUCAUGGAUUGGGUUACCCACCAAUGGAGGCGUGGUCCGGCCAGAAGCCGCAUGUGGGCAUGGCUCGGAUUUGGGGUUGCAUGGGAAGUGUCAUGUUGCAUGGGCAUGAGAAGGGUGGCAAGCUUGAUGCACGAGCUGUCAUGUGUGUCUGUGUUGGGGUGGACAUGGAGAGCAAGGGUUGGCGCAUGCUGGACCCUUCUCUCAUGCGCGUUCGCAUUGCUCGAGAUGUUGAUUUUCUUGAGAAUGUGAUGUGGAAGGAUUGGGACAAGGCAAAGGGAUUUGGGGAGCUUCUGCAGGAUGCAGCUGAGAUUUCCCAACUCCUCCCUCUUCCACUCUCGCCACCCUCGGCAACGGUUGACGACGCUAAGAUGCCACCUUCAACACCGCCACCGGCACCGCUGAGUGUGUCGGUGCAGCAGCAGCCCACCCCUCUGCAGCAGCUCAGUGGCCCCUCGGUCAUUCAGCGGAGAUCCGCUACACAGGCUACUUCCUCUUCCUCCUCCUCUGGUCAGCGCUCUGUCCCUCUCUCUACGGGUGCACCUACGUCACCAGCGACUACCUCCCCACCACCGGUUACGGGUUUGCAGGUGCUUGGUAUCCAGUCUGGUACAGGUGAUGAGGAGGUAGGGGGGGAUGCUGGUGUGGUUGAGGGCAUGCUGUGUUUGGCCAGGGAGGUGGAGGGUGUUGCACUAGCAGGUGUGAGCACCGGUGAUGUCCCACGCACACUCGCUGAGGCACUGCGUGGCCCUGAGGGCCCUGCGUGGAAGGCAGGCGCUGAGAAGGAGGUGAAUGCAAUGCGCACUAUGGUCCUGCGUGGCACCAAGGCGCAUUCACAUGCGCGCUGCACUGAGAGCACCAAGGUACUUGGUCGACACAGCUGA